Molecule: messenger RNA, 507 nt
Organism: Parasteatoda tepidariorum (common house spider)
Lineage: Eukaryota; Metazoa; Arthropoda; Arachnida; Araneae; Theridiidae
Molecular function (GO): protein binding
Source: RefSeq, a predicted model, not a curated record
AUGUACGAUCCCAGUAUGUUUAGCGAUUUUGUUUUCAAAGUGGGCGAUCAAUCCUUCCCAGCUCACAAAAUAAUCCUCUCUGCUCAUUCUCCAGUGUUCAAGAAUAUGAUGACCCACGAGUUCGAAGAAUCCAAGACCAACAGCGUCACUAUUACGGACGCCACGCCUGAAAUAUUUGAUUUAUUCCUGAGGUAUUUGUAUUCAGGUGAGAUUGAAGUCAAGUGUUGGGAUUCAUUAAAAGCGCUUUACUACUUGUCCGAUAAAUAUGACAUUGGAAUUCUGAAGACUAAAUGCGCAGAAACGGCAAUUUCUAUUUUAUCUGUAGAUUCUGCAUGUGAUAUACUUAAAGCUGCUUAUACCUAUUCCGAUUCACACAUAAUUACAACUGCUAAACAAUUUGCUGUUCAACACUUGAAGGAAAUUGUUUUGAGAGAAGAUUGGAAGGAACUUGUAACAACUCAUCCGUUGAUUGGAUAUGAAGUAACCUUAUAUUUUGUUUCAAAAUAA